Aaosphaeria arxii CBS 175.79 is the source of this 766-nucleotide messenger RNA. RefSeq lists its product as uncharacterized. NCBI's taxonomy places the organism in Eukaryota, Fungi, Ascomycota, Dothideomycetes, Pleosporales. The record is from RefSeq and is a predicted model, not a curated record. The coding region runs from base 298 to 681 and encodes 127 amino acids. The transcript has a single exon.
GCCGCCAUAAUGCGGCUUCUUCAACGCAAUCCCGAUGAUGACACAUUCACGCUAAAGCAAUUCCUGAACGUCCCGGAAUAUGCAAUCUUGUCGCAUACCCGGGGUGCAGAAGAUGGAGAAGUCACCUACGAUGAUCUGCACAGAGGCUCCUCGUAGCAGCCGAACAAAGUACCUGGUUACAACAAGAUCCGUUUCUGCGUGCAGCGGGCCGCCCAGGAUGGGUUCAACUAUUCAUGGGUCGACUCUUGUUGCAUUGACAAAUCUAGCAGCGCAGAGUUACAGGAAGCCAUCACAGCCAUGUUCUCGUGGUAUCGCAAUGCGUCUCGGUGUUAUGUAUAUCUCGUGGAUGUAUCCGUUCCUCAACAUCAAGCUGGAUCGAAGGCCGGAACACGCUAUAUUUGGGAAGAUGGCUUCCGGAAGAGCAGGUGGUUCACCCGAGGCUGGACCCUUCAAGAGCUUCUAGCACCUGCCUCUGUCGAAUUCUUCUCUUCCGAAGGGACGCGAUUAGGUGAUAAAAAGUCCCUUGAGGAUAUCAUACACGAGAUAACAGACAUCCCUCGCCAAGCUCUUCGGGGCAGCGACAUGGCUCCCAGCUUCAUGCUUGGCGACGAUGCUUGGCGAAGCGAACGGAAGGUGUCACCGUUACCACAGCGGUUUCCAAUGAUCAUGUCACAUUACUGAUGUCAUUGAUGUCAUUCAAUCAUCGUGCUCACCGCCUUGAACCCCCAGCCUUCGGCCUUCUCCCCUCAACCUUCAACCUUCAACC